Messenger RNA from Cimex lectularius (bed bug), 1872 nucleotides. RefSeq names its product protein 5NUC-like. Lineage: Eukaryota; Metazoa; Arthropoda; Insecta; Hemiptera; Cimicidae. The coding region runs from base 89 to 1696 and encodes 535 amino acids. Gene Ontology annotation, cellular component: plasma membrane. The record is from RefSeq and is a predicted model, not a curated record. Gene Ontology annotation, biological process: AMP catabolic process. Gene Ontology annotation, molecular function: 5'-nucleotidase activity; nucleotide binding; metal ion binding. The transcript is spliced from 9 exons.
AAAGAAAAACGAGUUGAAGGUGGCGGCCACGUGUCAUGAUAAUAGAAAAAGCCGUUUGAAAUCUUCCUGGUCUCUAAUCAUUCCGACGAUGUCUUCCGUUUGGAGUAUUUUCGCUCUUCUACUCUUUUGUCCAGCCUUGGGCUUCGAUCUGCAGAUCUUACACACGAACGACCUGCACUCGCGUUUCGGCGAGAUCAACGAGAACACCCGUGACUGCAAGGCGGACCAGAAGUGCUUCGGAGGUUUCGCACGUAUCGCACACUACUUCAAGUCGCACCGCAAAAACAACACCCUCAUUUUGAACGCCGGCGACAGCUUUCAAGGGACGCCGCUUUUCGUCGCUUUCGGCUCCGAGAUCGUCGAGAAGAUGGUAAACUUCCUCGAAAUGGACGCCAUGAGUUUAGGAAACCACGAGUUUGAUCGAGGGCCCAAGGUUCUAAAGGAAUAUAUUGACAAAGUGAAGACCCCUGUCGUGACUUGUAACGUGGACGGUUCUAGCGACACAGACUUCGCCGAAUCAAAGCUAAAAAAAUCUAUAGUUAAAACUGUCGGGAAAGUUAAAGUGGGCAUCGUCGGUUACGUCAUUAAAGAAGUCAAGGAGAUGUCCAGAGUCGGUAAUAUUACGAUAACAGAUGAGAUCGAAUGCAUUACGCAACAAGCUAAGAAAUUGAAGGAGGAUGAAAAGGUAAAUAUUGUGAUAGCAGUCGGCCACUCUGGUUGGACUAAAGAUCUCGAAAUAGCGAAAAAAGUGGAACAAGUGGACGUCGUCGUCGGAGGGCAUACGGACACUUUUCUUUAUACAGGUACUCCCCCCAGCAUAGAAAAGGUAGAGGGGCCUUAUCCGACCCUUGUAAACCAGUCAUCGGGAAAGCAGGUGCCGGCCGUUCAGGCGUUCGGCUACACAAAGUACGUCGGUGAACUGAAUCUUAGCUUUGACGACAACACUUACAAACUGACCAACGCGUCCGGAAACCCAGUUCUCAUUACGGCGGAUAUGGAAAAGAACGAGAAUGUGACGAAAGUUUUGGAGGAAUUUAAAGAGAAACUGAGCAAAAUUUACCAACAACCAGUCUGCCAGACUUUAGUUGAUCUGAAUGGCUCUUGCAAAAGUAAGGAGUGUAACAUGGGCAAUAUUUUUACUAAAGCGACAUCUGAAUUUGUCGAAAAAGAGUCCAACAGUACUAGCGACGAGUUUAAAAUGAUUGGUCUAGUAAACGGAGGAAACAUCAGGACUUCCCUCAGUAAAUCAUCGCUCGAAAACAACACAAUUACUUUUGGAGAUUUGGCAACCGUUUUGCCUUAUCCUAACUAUUUAAUGCAAGUAAGGAUGAACGGUUCUCUUUUAAUGGAUUUUCUUAACAUCUCCUACCAUAAAAUAUCACUAGGAGGGUUUUUACAAAUGUCCCAAAUGAAAGUCACCUAUUUCCACAAUAAUAAGACGGCUGAAGCUUUUGUGUUGAAAAAGACCGGUGAGAUGGAAAAAGUGGAUUGUAAAAAAAAGUACGAUGUGGUUGUCACCGAUUAUCUCUAUACAGGUGACGGGUAUGACUUCCGCAAAGGGGAAUUAAUUAACACAUUCAAUAAACCUGCACUGAAUGUUGUAGAGGAGUGGAUGAAAAAUAAUGCACCAAUCAAUGUCACGGAGAUGGACACAAUCGUUUUCUACGACGAUUGUAGCCCGUUCUAUCCUAAGUAGCGUGCUUUUUUGUAUUUUUGGCAUCGGCCCUAAGUCAAAGUCACAUCGCUAUGAUUUUCGGAGGAAUUCUCCCCAAACCCCGCAAGAGGAGGCCUCACCACUGCACAACAAAUUUUCAUUUGUAAUUCAUAGAUGCAACAGAAGAAAAUAUAGAACGUUUUUAUUUAAAAAUGCUA